Messenger RNA from Pipistrellus kuhlii (Kuhl's pipistrelle), 2829 nucleotides. RefSeq names its product RAB39A, member RAS oncogene family (gene RAB39A). The record is from RefSeq and is a predicted model, not a curated record. NCBI's taxonomy places the organism in Eukaryota, Metazoa, Chordata, Mammalia, Chiroptera, Vespertilionidae. Gene Ontology annotation, cellular component: Golgi membrane. Bases 911 to 1564 code for a protein of 217 amino acids. The transcript is spliced from 2 exons. Gene Ontology annotation, molecular function: GTPase activity; GTP binding. Gene Ontology annotation, biological process: Rab protein signal transduction.
AAGACCUUACCAGAAUUUAAGUGUGCUUUGUUUAUUUAGGUCCCUGACCAGAUAAGCUAAGUUGAGACCCCUUUCAGGUUGUUUUGAUUUACAGAACAGAGACGGAGAAGAUUGGUGUCUUUUCUGAGUAUCUCCACAUCUCACUUUUCUUCCUCCUCUCCUUUCCGGGGCUGGAGAUGACACCUGCCAUCUUUCUGGGCUGAACGCGGCGAGGAGAAGACGCCACGGCCAAGGCCCUUCGGGAAGCAUCCAGAACUUGCUCUGAACAUUUCCUUCCUUCGGACUCUCCUUCCCCUCGGGACGCCUCGGAGUGACGCUCGGAAAGACGAGGGAGCAGGAAGCCGCAACCAGAACCUUCGGAAACCCGGGCAGGCAGGCCCGGAGGCCACAGGGCUGGCCAAGCCCGUUAAAGCAGUGACAGCAGUGACUCAGGCUUCGGCGUCCCAGACUUCCGAACGCACCGCGGGAACCGGGCAAGCCCGCCCCGACGCGUGACAGAAAAGGAUCCUCACUUUUCAUUGGCUGGCCACCCUGGAAUCUUCAUUCCCAUUGGCUGUUGCUCCUGUCACGUCCCUUCACCACACCCACUUUCCCGUCGGCGCCCAGUGAGCUCUGCGGGAACGUGAUUUCCCCAAAUCGGGGCGGGAGCCCGCGCGGCAGGCUCGAUCCUCCUCCCUGGCGCGGCCCGCCCCGCCCCUGGCCCCGGCCCCGGCCCGGCCCGGCCCGGCCAGGCCGCCCCGCCUCCCCCUCCGAGAGGGCGGGGUCCGGGCGGCGGCCGCGGCCGCAGGAAUGUGCUGGAAGCAGGCGGGCGGGCGCCCGGAGGUGCUGAAGGGACAGUUCCCACCGAACUUGCCGGGCGGCCGCGGGGAGGGUGGGGCUGCCCCGGAGCCGGCCUGCCGGGCGCGUCGGGAUGGAGACCAUCUGGAUCUACCAGUUCCGCCUCAUCGUGAUCGGCGACUCCACGGUGGGCAAGUCGUGCCUCCUGCACCGCUUCACGCAGGGCCGCUUCCCGGGGCUGCGCUCCCCCGCCUGCGACCCCACGGUCGGCGUGGACUUCUUCUCGCGCCUGCUGGAGAUCGAGCCCGGCAAGAGGAUCAAGCUGCAGCUCUGGGACACGGCGGGGCAGGAGCGCUUCAGAUCAAUAACUCGAUCUUAUUACCGCAACUCAGUUGGUGGAUUUUUAGUAUUUGACAUUACUAACCGACAAUCUUUUGAACAUGUGAAAGAUUGGCUGGAAGAAGCAAAAAUGUAUGUACAGCCAUUUCGGAUUGUAUUUUUGCUAGUGGGACACAAAUGCGACUUAGCUUCAAAACGACAAGUUACAAGGGAAGAAGCUGAAAAGCUGUCCGCGGACUGUGGUAUGAAAUAUAUAGAAACCUCAGCAAAAGAUGCUACAAAUGUUGAAGAAUCCUUCACUAUCCUGACAAGAGACAUAUAUGACCUUAUCAAAAGGGGAGAGAUUUGUAUUCAGGAUGGCUGGGAAGGGGUGAAAAGUGGUUUUGUUCCAAAUAUUGUGCAUUCUUCUGAGGAAGCAGUGAAGCCCAGGAAAGGAUGCUUCUGCUGACUUCAAACAUGCCAAAGAACCAUCAAGAACAGGUGGACGUCAUUCCAGGAUCGAAACCACCAUCAGCACUGUUUUGUAAGGUGUUUGAUCCAGAGUUCUAUGCUUACAUUUUACACUUCAAGACUCGGUGUUUUGCUAAAAUAUCAGGCAAAGCAGACAACUUUUUCUUGGAAUUAUCAAAUUACCCCCUUUCCUACUUUGUUAGCAUAUAGCUGAACUAAUGUCCAAAUAUGUCAAUAUUACUCAUUUUUCUUGACAGUUUGAAAUGGGUUUUUGUACAUCUAUAGUCUGAUUGAAAAAAUUUUAUCAGGAAUUAUGUUCUGUUGUUCAUUUACUAAUAUUGAAUAAUAAAGUGAUUUAAAAGUGCACUGUUCACUUACAAAUUAAGCAAUCUCAGAGUUAUCAACUAGACUAAAAUAGCAGUUCCCUGUUUAAGGUACAGUACCAGGUUUUUUAAACAUUUAAAAUAUUUAUUUUCCCUUAAUUUUGCCUUAACAUAAAAAAAUAAGUUUUAUACUCAUUUUUGUUCUCUGAUUUAUUGCUCCUGAAAAGUUUGUUUUAUGAAGCUAUCUAAGGAUCUAGGCAAAAUAUUGCAUUGAAAAUAUUUAUAAAGAUAAAAACAAACACUUAUCAGUGAAUGUUUUGAUGUUACAGCAUACUGUUUUAGACAAUAAAAAGAAAUGUAUUUCUAUACUGACAUUUUCAAAAAAGUAAAAGCAAUUUACCUUGAACUAGUGUCAAAAUUACCGUAUUUUCCCAUGUAUAAGACGCCCUCAUGUAUAAGAUGCCCUCCACUUUUCUAACCCCAAAUUAAGAAAUCAAUAUUUUUAACAUUUUGCUGCUUUUCCUCUUAAGGCCCUCUUCUUUUUUGGCAUAUUAAGAAAUUGUUCUUCCUGUUUUCUCCACUGUCUGAUCAUACACUCAGUGGAAGGGGGUCCAAAUUGUCUCUCUGCAGCUCUAUUUCCAUGCUUUUUUGCAUAACUGAUUUCAGUUGAGUUUUGAGAGUAAUACAAUCGCUUACUGGUAUUUAUCUUUUUGUAUUUUGACAUUUUUAUGGGCUCAGAACGAUCUGGUCCCUGUUGCAUCUGCACACUCUCCACCUCCACCUCCAAUUACGGCAUCAGCUGACGUCAGUAUCAACAAGCCUCUGUUGGAAGAAGCCUGUUUGACACGGUAUGGGCAGCUAUGCACCCACAGGCUCCCUCCUUGGCUGACUUCCAUGUGUAAGACGCCCCUCGAUUUUCAGUCUAACAAUUUUAGAAAAA